AGUCCAAUCUUUUCCCUGUCGAAUUUGAUACUACAACAGAUGGAACCGCUGUAAUUCGUCUACAACAGCGCCUUCCAAACAGACAAUGCGCCGAAUCAAGAGUUAUAAUGAGAUAUAUCCUACCUAAUGGAAUUUUGGUGUCAAAUGAUGUAGACUUUAUAUUUGAUCCUAUUAAUUUUUGUCCAGUGGAUAAAAUUGAGAUUCAUCCGUUAGUUGGAAAAUUUAGUUUGCUGUUAUAUUUAAAUUCUACAACUCCAGGUGUCAGUACCGGAAAUGUAUUGGUACAAUAUGCUGCCAUGAUAAUUAAUCAGGAUGGGAAAGUAGUUCAAAAUAAUUUUCCACCGCUAAGUGCUCCAUUCAUGUCAAAUUUGCCUGCAAAAACGAAAACGGUUUUAAACAAUAAUGGCAAUUUUUUGUGGACAUUUAAACUUGAUAAUAACAAUUCAAUUAAUUAUGUCAAGUUUACUUCACAAAAACUAAACACUGCGAUAACAGAUCCUACUACACCACCAACAUUCACAAUGUCAGCAAGUGGAAUAUUUCAAACGCCAGGCAAUCUAAACCUUCAACUUCAAAAUUAUACUAUUUUUCCUACCUUUUAUGGCCAUUUUGCGAUUGCUUUCAUUGCUCGAUAUAAUGCUUCUUCUACAACAUCUGCAUUAUUCGCUUAUUGUACUUUUCUAAUAUCGGAAACAAACAAUUUCAUAGCCCCAUUAAUAAUAUAUAAUAAUACUACCACAUUAACAUCAUCAUUAGACAUUAUGCAAUGCGGUGAAUCUUCAUUUGAAGGGACUGCGUUCAAAUGUUUACUAUCAGCCACUCAGAGUAAUUCUAUCUCCAGAAUACAGGUUUCAUUUCUAUUAACAGGUCUCAUUACGGAAUCAAUUUUAAUUCCAAUUGGCAACAUCUCUUCCAAUUCUAUAAAAACGAUAUUAUUUGAUCCAUUAUAUUUUGGUGGAUAUUUACAACGAAUUUAUUUAAAUAAUAGUGAAAUUAUUGGAAAUAUUUUUGAUAUUAAAGGAAAUUUAAAAGGAAAUUGGGAUUUGACUUUUGCAAAUUUAAAUUUUAAUAAUAUUGUGAUUAAUGGUGGAUCAAAUGGAAACGAAGGUGGUGUAGGUGUAUUUAGAAAUAAUACUGUGAUUUUGGUCUUGGGAGAUGGUGGUAAUGGUUCAGCAUGGAGUGUAGUAACAACCGAUGUUAUUAAAAUUUAUAAUCCAGAUAAUCCUCUAAUCAACCCAAAUAUAGAAUCAACUUCUUUACCAAUGAACACUACCAUAAUUCCACUAGCUGCAGCUCCCUUGUCCAUUACAUUUUCUAAACCUAUUAUAUUAUCAAUUGGAAAUAUUUCAAUAUUUCAAUUUCUUUCUUCAACCAACAUUUCAAGCGGUGGCGCUUUGUUGAGGCAAACAUUUUCAGGCACUUCAAAAUUUUGUACAUUAGAUUCUUCUAAUACUGUGGUCACUGUCACAAUAUUACAGAGUACAUUUAAUCAGCCCAAUGAAGUAUAUUUUAUUAAAAUAGAUGAUGGGUUUGCAAGAAGUACAGCGACAGAUCUGGCGCUCGUCGGCGUUGUAGACGGUUUUUGGACUAUUUCGACUCGUGAUUAUUCAGAUUCAUAUUCAA
Molecule: messenger RNA, 1623 nt
Organism: Racocetra persica
Lineage: Eukaryota; Fungi; Glomeromycota; Glomeromycetes; Diversisporales; Gigasporaceae
Source: the annotation of a GenBank genome assembly